Molecule: messenger RNA, 3774 nt
Organism: Amoebophrya sp. A120
Lineage: Eukaryota; Dinophyceae; Syndiniales; Amoebophryaceae
Source: the annotation of a GenBank genome assembly
UUCAGGUUCAAGACACAAAAAGCUCCCCGCCCCCCAGUUUUACGGCGAUGUCGAUGUCGCAAGAAUCUCACGUCUACCCAUCGUAAGAAGCAUAAGAUCGUGCUGUACUAGUACCCCUUUCGUCCUCUCGCUCGCAAAACGUUCUAAGUCCUCUUUUUUACCAUGUGAAGAUCACAUACAUCUAUUACAUAUUUAUUUUUGCGCGAUUCCUACUAUUUCGAGGUGAGACAUCGUCAACACAAUGGCGACGGAGCUAAAGAAGCUCACUGCCCUGUUGAGCGGCGACCUCGCCGCUGCUGCUGACGGUGCGCAGAAAACCAUUGCGGACGCGAGACCGAGAGUACUCGCGCUGCGUGACAAGGCGCUGCAGCCCAUGCCCAUUUACGGUCCUGCGACGGUGGAAAAGAUCAGAUUGCUGACCCUGACAUGGAACUCCCUCCGCGAAGCGUACGGACUCACAGGCAGCACCGAGCCCGUGGCCUGGGCUGCUGUAGGAGGUGGCGCGGUAGUUCAGACUGCUGCCGUGCAAGGUACAACCACCAGGGGAGUCGCCGCAUCUAGUACAACUUCGGCCAUCAACUCGGCCACCGCGACAACGAAUAACCGACCGCAAGCCACAUCAACCAGCGAGAGCAGUCCGGUGAAAAUUGAGUCUUCCCCGAAGAGAAUGAAAAUUGAGCCGCCAAGUGAAUUAUUGGUGGGUGGCGGUACCAGGAGACCAGGACCACCCGCCCCCGCUGCGCACGAACAGCCCGAAGGAGUAGUAGUUCCGAUGGAGGUGGACGCCGGCGACAGAAAAGUCGCACAGCACAUAAUCACACAGCAGGAUCAAGUUGUAGUUGGAGAUAAUGCCACCAGAGGAAGCGCAGCCACGUCUUCUUCUUCCAGCAGUGCCUCUUUCGUGCCAUCUUCACGCGGAGGGGGAAGAGGACCACAGACCUCAGCGUCCUCAUCUUUCAGGCCCGCGGAAGAACAGCCGUAUCGUAUGGAAAAAUCCCCCCUCCCCAUAUCGAAAAGGAAAUUUGUGAUGCUGAUUUGUGACCACAAAUCAGGCUUGUCUUGGGUGCAAGGCAAACGGCACGCGUGUGGCGCAUUGUACAGCGAGUCUGUCAUGCGUUUCCGCCUACGUCAGACUUGUUGCUCAUGCUCAGCUGCUAGCCGGAUGCGUACCCAAUAAAUGGGCUUAGAAAAUGCCGACAAGCUCUUGCUGCAAUACAAAGUUCAUUUGUGUACAGGAAUCCAGCAACACAAAUCGUCUUUUGAAUAUGGGGUGGGGACUUUAUCUACUUGGAUAAGCCGCCGCCAGUGACCACGCCACGCGAAGUGUUCGAUCUGGUGCACUAUGGAUUGCAAAUUAAUUUGUCUGGGUCUGGAGACUUGUAAUGCUAAAAGUGAAUGAUAAACGCACUGCAAUGCGCAGCUACGCACCAUGACAAAUUUUUUGGCUGCCAUGUCUUUCGUAUCUAUUCCGCAUGCUGGCAAACUGCGUUUUUGCAUGACAGGUAAGAGGGCCUUUUCGUGGCUAUGCAACGCAGAUUCUCGAGUCAUGCCAGACAAGCAUGAUAAACUUGCAUUCUUCCAGGCCCAGACAUUUUUGCAUUUGAUAUGCACCGCGCGAGCCUGCAGACCGGGUUGAUGCGCGCGCCGCCAGAAACCCUGGAGACGUCGGAGUCGCUGACGCGCAUAAAGUACGAGGCGCGGCGGGGCACCUUCGAACUGAUGUUUUUGACUUCGGGGAACACGGCAUUGGUCUUCUGCCAGGGCCAGCAGUUACUAAAGGUGGACGUAGCUGCGGGGCAAAGCCAAGUCGGCAACAACAGAACCCAAAGCUGCAACAACAGCGUUGAAACCGUGAAGAAGCUGGUACAAAGAAAAUGUAGAAAAAGAAUACUACCUCCGGCUUGUUUCAUCUUGGUUCUCAUCGUCGUAAAACCACCUCGGGCAUCAUGUGAACAUUUCGGGUUUUUGCUCAGUGCCCGUGCGUGUAGUCAACAAUGACAACUACAAAGCAAUACCGAGCAGUUUCAUUGACAAUACAGUUUUUUUAGUUUAACAUUCAUACAUCACACUACAGGUCCACGACAGUGUGAUCUACCCGUAUUUUUACGGGCUCGUCGUGCCGAAAUUUGAGAACUUACCGGCAGAGAUUGUGGACACCGUGCUGGCUUUCCUUGACGUGAAGUCCCUUGGGCGGGUAUCCUGAGUAAAAACGUACCCACACCAGAGUCAGGAUGGGGAUUUUGCAACACAAACCUAGGAGUUUGAGGAGUCACGCAUGACAAGUUUCAGUCCGUAAGGUAGUGCAAGUUAGCAAGGAAAGCCGCAUCACAAAUCGACCUUCUCAUCCUGUUUACAGCAUCACAAGUUCCCAAACACGAUUGAAAAUGCCUGUCAUGGGGUUGCGCAUCACAAAUGUUCCUGUCAUGGUAAAUCUGCGUGACAACUCUGGGGUGGGGACGUUUUUACACAGGAUAGCGGGUCGAGAAGGCCAGCAAACUGGUGUACACCCAGUGCAGCGUGGCCCUGCACAUGCAGAAUUUUGUCUGGCGAAAUAUCCUGUGCAAAAGUAUCGUACUCGUAUUGCAGUCAUGCAUUACAAAUUUUUUGCUCAAAGUGAAUUCGCAUCACAAAUUUUAUUUCUCAUGCUGAGGGAAUUUGUCAUGCAUUUAUACGAGUGCGAUACUUUUGCAGUUCAUACGAAACGUGUUCGAUCAAUUCGACCGGUACUUGUCCGGCCCCGAAACCUGCAAGUACGCCCUCUACGCCGCGAACCUGUCCGAAACCGCCGUCAACGAGCUGCGCACCCAGGCGCGACUGUCGGAUCCCGCGAGUUCUUCGUUCUGCUCCUCCGACCAGGACGUCCCCCCCAAGGAGUGGAAAAGCGCGUGCGAACGCGCCGCGAAGACGCUCGCGGGCCGGGCGGAGACGGAGCGGAAGUUGGUGGAGCGGACGCGAAGCCAUUUCGAGGAAAUGGAGAGAAAUCGGGUGCAAUGGCCGCCGCCGCCGAGAGGGGGCUGGUGGCCAGGGAAGGGAGGUGGGAAGGGUCAAGGACCGAUCGUACCUCCCGGGAUAUGGUACGACCCGGUGAAUCCCUUUGAUCCAGGACCGGCGCGGGGAGGUAUAGUGCUUUUUUUCUUCGCUUUUGAUGGGGCUCUUCGAGAAGUGCAUGUAAGUAUUUUUAGAGCGGGGCCCCGGACCCGGUGAACCAACGUAAACGUGAUGAAGCAAUGUCUUGUUCGAUCGUCAAGUUUAAAUGUUCAUCCCAAAAAUUUAAAUUUUCAUAUACCACUAGGCGCCUUCAACCCUGCACCGGCUUUUCGAGACCCGGAUGCCGAGCGCGAUUUGUUCGGGGUCCCGGAUCCGCUCGCCGGUGACGACCCGUACGGGCGAAACCCCCUGGCCGACCCAAGACCUCCACCAAAUGUCCCGUACCCGAGAAAUCCGGACGCGGAGAGAGAUUUGUUUGGCGUUGUACCCCCACGAGGACCGGGAAAUAAUCCGCUACGCAUCGAUCCACGCCCAAACCCCUAUAACCCCGGGAUCGGAGACCCCGAUUUGAAUAACCCACUGUUCGGAGGAGACGAUUUAGAUCCGAUGGGUGGCAACGGCCGCGGGGGUGGCAAGGGGAAGGGACUUAAAGGUCCGAGACUAGAUCCGUUAGACCCCUUCGGAGAUCCUUUCGGCAGAAGAGGCAAGGGCGGCAAAGGAGGUGGUUUCGGCGGUUUUGGUGGUGGUGGAUUUGGCGGCUUCGGCGGUGGAGGGACGUUCGGCUGA